GCUAACGUGAUCCAUGGGUGAUAGCAUCCUAACGUGCACCCUAGCAUUUAUCAUCUUUGUGGCUUAACCUAUAAUCUUCUCUUUGGCCCCUGGUUCCGGUUUCCUGACCCACCUUCACCGUUGGUUCAAUUGCAAUCGUCACAGACUCUUUCCCUAGCUGAUCAUCCAUGGCUGACCGUAUCUCUGCCACUCGCCGCCACCAUAUCUCUGCUGGACCUCCUUUUCAGAUCUCCAAAGAUUUCCAUGGCCCUGACAAUCCCAUUCCACUUUCACCGCAAUGGCUUCUGCCAAAGCCUGGGGAGAGUAAACCUGCAAUAGAAACUGUGGAAAACCAUGUGUUUUCAACUCCACCAAAUGGCAAACGCUCAGAGAUGGCUAAGACAUUUGGAAAUGGAGAGGACGUGAAUGAUGGCCUUAAGCAAAAGGAUGUCUUCCGGCCAUCCAUGCUUGACUCUGAAAGUGGACACCGUGACCAUUGGCGUGAUGAAGAGAGAGAUACUAAGUCUUCUUCCUCUUUACACAAGGAUCGGUGGAGGAAUGGAAACAAAGAUGUAAUUGACACUAGGAGAAUGGAUAGGUGGACUGAAAAUCCAUCAACAAGGCACUUUGGCGAAGCACAUCGUGGCACAUCUGAUAGAUGGAAUGAUUCGGGCAAUAAAGAUACAAACUUUGAACAGCGGCGCAUGAGUAAGUGGAACACACGCUGGGGACCUGAUGAUAAGGAGUCUGAAGGUCUUCGUGAAAAAUGGAGUGACCCUGGUAAAGAUGGUGAUCUUCAUCUUGGCAAAAGUUUGUCUAACAUUUCUUAUCUUGUUAAGGAUGAAAAGGAAGGGGAUCCUUAUCGGCCAUGGAGACCCAACGCCUCACAAAGCCAUGACCACCAAAAUGGGAUUCCAAACAAUCAAGCGUCUGCAUUGUCAUAUGGGUGGGGCUGUGGGGAGGAUACACCUCCAGUUGAUGCGUUUGGGCGGGCCCGGUUUGGCUCUGGUGGUAAUUCAAUUAACAGCACAUAUAUGCAUUCUCAAUACCCUGAAACUGUAUUGGAUAAAGUUGAAAGUGAACAUAGAGAAGCUCACUGCUUUAGAUAUAAUAGGACAAAUUUGCUUGAUGUGUACAGAGUUGCUGAUAUGCAUACACAUAGAAAACUAGUGGAAUUUCUGCAGAUACCUUCUAUUACACAGGAUGAACCAUUGAAGCCUCUAGGUUUUUGUGCUCCAAAUUCUGAGGAACUGUCUGUGUUAAAGGAUAUUGAAAAGGGGGAAAUAAUCAGUAGCAGUGCUCCUCAGGUGCAAAAAGAUGGACGGAACACAACAGAAUUUACACAUUCAAGACGAAUAAAGCUUGUAAAUUCUCCUUUACAAGAUAGAGUCGAAGAUAAUGGUUCUUACAGAAUGGUAGAUAAGGUUCCUAGUAAUAGAGAAUCAACCUUUGAAGAAAGUAAUUCCGUUCAUCCUGGUGCUACAUGGCGUGGGACACCAUUAGGUGAACAUGCUGGCACAGUUGUGCAUGAAAGCAGAGAUGUGUCCAGUGAUAUUAAAUCAAGAAACCCAGGUAUGAGCUGGUCACACCAACCAAACGAUACUCAGGCUCAGUGGGAGCAUAAUUUGGAUUAUUUAUCUGAAACUAGAGAUGUGGCUAAGUGGCAAUCUAGUGGAUAUCCCAUUAAAAGGCAGCUAUCUGGCAUUUUGGAUGGUGAAUUCGAAUCCAGGAGAGUUCAACAAACUUGUCCAGAGGAUUUAUCACUUUUUUAUAAAGAUCCUCAGGGUCACAUUCAGGGCCCGUUUAAAGGAAUUGAUAUUAUUGGUUGGUUUGAGGCUGGUUACUUCGGUAUAGAUUUACCUGUUUGUCUGGAAAAUGCAGCAUCCCACUCACCAUGGUUGCAACUUGGUGAUGCCAUGCCCCACUUACGAGCUAAGGCACGACCACCACCUGGAUUUUCUGCAGCAAAACAUGACUCUACAGAGGCAUUUUGUUGGCAAAAUUCCAGUACCGUUGGGAACAUGCAUACUGGUUUAAAUGAGGCUGAGAGGCUGAGAAAUGAUCCUAUGCAUAGGAAUUCUACCACUGAAGCUGAAAAUAGGUAUCUGGAGUCACUAAUGUCCGGUAGCAAAAGCAGUUCCCCACUUGAUAGUCUCACAUUAUCAGAAGGUUUACAGGGGUUUCACUGUAAUAAUUCUGGUAAUUUAGGCCCAUCAGGAGUAGAUGGUGGAAACGACCUUUACAUGCUGGCCAAGAAGAUGGCACUUGAACGGCUAAGUUCCUUGCCAACUCAUCCUUAUCCAUACUGGCCAAGGAGGGAUGCAGCACCCCUUCCGCCAAAAUCAGACAUUUUUCCACAUACACCACCACAUUCAAAUAUCUUGUCUUCAUUGAGUGACAAUCCUCGUCAGCUUCAGCCCCAAAAUUCUGAUUUAAACUCAGUAAUCCAAGGAAUAUCUGACAGGACGACCACAGGCUUAAGUAGCAGUAUUGCUGGAUGGCCAAAUUUUCCUUCGCAAGGUGGAUUGGAUCCCCUUCAGAAUAAGAUUGACUUUCAUCAUGAUCAAAAUAAUGUUCAAAUGCCAUUUGGAAUUCAACAAAGGUUACAAACACCAAACCGGUUGCCCUCAGACAACAUAAUUGCUCAAACUUCAGAUAUUCCAUCAAGUAUUUUGACAGCAGAGAAGUUGCUUUCUUCUGGCUUAUCCCAAGAUCCCCAGAUGUUGAAUAUGUUGCAGCAGCAAUACUUUCUGCAGUUGCAUUCUCAGGCAGCGGCUUCUUCACAACAGAUACCUUUCUUGGACAAACUUCUAUUGCUGAAGCAGAAACAGCAACAGGAGGAGCAACUGCUGUUAUUGCGCCAACAACAACAACUGCUAUCUCAAGUGCUGCAGGACCAUCAGUCUCACCAGCGCCUAGGUGAUUUAUCUUUUCAGCAGUUGCCUGGAGGUAGAGUACCACUGGGGAAUUUGCAUGUGAAUCUUUCUCAAAUUCUACCAAAAGAGAUUUUUUCCACAAGUUCUCAAACACCAAUCCCCAGUGUGAAUGGUGAGCUUACUACUGAUUCUUUGAAUUUACCUCUGCAAGCAAGUCAGGACACUAGCUAUAAUCUAAGUAGUGAAUCUUCUGCCCAUCUACCCGACCAUUUAUUUGAGAAUAUUAGUCAUCAAAAAAGCUGGAGUGCUACACUUCCUGAGCAAAUUAAUGACAAGCACCAGAGUGUAGCAUUGCCUGCAUCAGCUUCUUUUGAAGACUCCGUGUUGAGUGAGCAUAACAUAGCUAAAGAGGAACCCAACAUUGCCCAGAUACCUCUUUCUUUUUCUGACAAUACUACUAAAAUCAUGGAGCAAAUUCCAUACAAUACUUGUCCUGUUGGUGAUUCUCAGGUGAGUGCAACUUCUGUGUUCGAUGAGAGUUCUCAAUCAGUACAGUUUGUUGCACCUUUUGUUCCUGUGUCUUCAGCUGGAGAUUUACCAGUAUCAAGUCAAGUGGGUAUAGAUGUGGAGAUUAAAUCAGGCAGUCUUGAAGAGCAGCAGGGUGGAAGAGAAAGCUCAAAUACUGAAACCUCUGUGGUGGAUGCAAGUAGUGUUGAAGCACGGGAACCCAAAAAGACUACUGAGAAGAAAUCUAAGAAGCAAAAAUCUUCAAAAUCUCAGUCUUCUGAUCAGGCAAAGGGCUUGCCAAAAAAUGUGACUUUGCAGCAGUCAAAGAAAUCAGAAUCUGAGAAACCAAAUUAUGGUGAAAAAAAAUUGGGAGAAACCAACAAGGGUGACCCAGCUCAUGAGACAUAUCUGCAACAAACAAGGGGUAAGGGUAAACAAUCUGCAACUGCUACUGCAGAAACAGAUAAUCAUCAAGAACUUAAUGGUCUCCCUACUAAUAUUCCAGGAAGCAACUCUGAAACAUUUAUUGAGGAUGAGUUGAAGGCAGUCGGUUCUGUUUCCACCAAGACUAGUGAAUUACCUUCAGGGAGAGCUUGGAAACCUGCUCCUGGUUUCAAGGCAAAAUCUCUCUUAGAAAUUCAACUGGAAGAACAAAAAAGGGCACAGAUAGAAAUGCUUGUGUCUGAGGUUGCUACUCCUGUCAAUGCCAUGAGUUCAACAACUCCUUGGGUGGGAGUUAUGGCCAAUCCAGACUCUUCGAAGGUGUCUAGUGAUAGUCACAGAGAAGCAGAUGAUACUGAAUAUCUGGCUAAAUCUGAAAAAUCUCAAGAUAGUAAAAUCAAGAAAAGCCCAUUACAUGAUCUAUUGGCAGAAGAUGUACCAGAAUAUAGUGAAAGAGAUGGCAGGGUUCCAGACAGCUUGAUCCCCUCACAAACUGUUCAUUCUCAUUCAGAACCAAUAGAUGAAGGAGACUUCAUUGAAGCUAAAGACACCAAAAGAAACCGGAAAAAAUCUGCAAAGUUGAAGGGUUCAGGGUCUAAGGUUUCAAUUCCUGUUGCUUCUAGUGAAAGGCCCAUAAGUUCGAGUCACAAUGAAAAGGUAAGGAGCUCCCAUUCUGUUCAACUGGAGAAAGAACAACUUCCUUCUAUCCCUUCAGGACCCUCUCUUGGAGAUUUUGUUCUUUGGAAAGGAGAGCUGACAAGCCCAUCUCCUCCUCCAGCCUGGACUACUGAUUCUGGUAGGAUACCUAAACCAACAUCAUUAAGGGACAUUCAAAAGGAGCAAGAGAAGAAAUCUGCUGCAGUUCUCUCAAACCAACUUCCUACCCCUCAGAGAUCACAGCCUGCCCAAGUUGCUCGGAGCAGCAGUUCUUUAUGGCCAAUUUCAACUUCAUCUCCACCAAAAACUGCACCUUCUAGCCAGAUAAACUCCCAAACUUCUGUGUCGAAAUAUAGAGGGGAUGAUGAAUUCUUUUGGGGUCCAGUUGAGCAAUCUAAGCAAGAAAAUAAGCAAUCAGGCUUCUCUCAGCUUGCUAGCCAGGGUAGCCGGGGUUCUAAAAAUAUCCCCAUGAAAGGUAAUUCACCUGGAUUAUCAAGUCGACAAAAGUCUGGGAGUGGCAAACCAGCUGAGCGAUCUCUUUCAUCGUCACCUGCCUCUUCUCAAUCACUGCUAAAACUGAAAAAGGAUGCCAUGACUAAGAAUUCCGAAGCUACGGACUUCAGAGUUUGGUGUGAGAAUGAAUGUGUCAGGCUUAUUGGGACAAAAGAUACCAGUUUCCUUCAGUUUUGCUUGAAGCAGUCCAGAUCUGAAGCAGAGAUUAUUCUCACGGAAAACCUGGGAUCAUAUGACCCUGAUCAUGAAUUCAUUGAUAAAUUCCUCAAUUACAUGGACUUGCUACCAUCAGAUGUUUUGGAAAUAGCUUUUCAAACUCGGAAUGAUCAGAAAGUUGAUGGAUCUGAAAACACAGUUAUACAAGAUAUGGGUUACGUUGACGGAUCCUUCUCAAAAGGUGGAAAGAAGAAAGGUAAGAAAGGAAAAAAGGUCAGCUCUUCAGUUUUGGGAUUCAAUGUCGUGAGUAACCGGAUAAUGAUGGGUGAGAUUCAGGCGGUAGUUGACUAAUAUUAACACAGGUUAUUGCGGAACGUGUAUAUAUGUUUUGGCCGUACUUUGUAUUUUGUAAAUGAUUUUUUUUACACUAAAAGUAGCAGCAUCAAUUGGAUCUGCUCAAGCAAUUUUGUCGUCUUAAUGUAGAAAAUUUUGACGUUUGAAAGAUCCUGCUGACAAACAUUCUUGGCAGCCUUAACUCGAUACAAGCUAAUUUAUUCAAGGGC
Messenger RNA from Vigna angularis (adzuki bean), 5692 nucleotides. RefSeq names its product protein ESSENTIAL FOR POTEXVIRUS ACCUMULATION 1. Gene Ontology annotation, molecular function: protein binding. The record is from RefSeq and is a predicted model, not a curated record. The coding region runs from base 168 to 5480 and encodes 1770 amino acids. Lineage: Eukaryota; Viridiplantae; Streptophyta; Magnoliopsida; Fabales; Fabaceae. The transcript is spliced from 9 exons.